CAGGCACCUCCGUGGGGCCCGGUGGCAGGGCGGGGAGAGGCUGGCGCGUACCCGGUGGCGACCCCAUGCCGUCCCCCGCUUCCCAUGGCCGCAGUUCCUCCGCGUCACCAAGCAGUACCUGCCGCACGUGGCGCGCCUCUGCCUCAUCAGCACCUUCCUGGAGGACGGCAUCCGCAUGUGGUUCCAGUGGGGCGAGCAGCGGGACUACAUCGACACCACCUGGGGCUGCGGCUACCUGCUGGCCUCCACCUUCGUCUUCCUCAACUUGCUGGGACAGCUGACGGGCUGCAUCCUGGUGCUGAGCAGGAACUUCGUGCAGUAUGCCUGCUUCGGGCUCUUCGGGAUCAUCGCACUGCAGACGAUCGCCUACAGCAUCCUGUGGGACCUGAAGUUUCUGAUGAGGAACCUGGCACUGGGAGGCGGCUUGUUGCUGCUCUUGGCAGAGUCCCGCUCUGAGGGGAAGAGCAUGUUCGCGGGGGUCCCCACCAUGCGCGAGAGCUCCCCGAAACAGUACAUGCAGCUCGGGGGCAGGGUCUUGCUGGUCUUGAUGUUCAUGACACUCCUGCACUUCGACGCCAGCUUCUUUUCGAUCCUGCAGAACAUCGUGGGCACGGCGCUCAUGAUCCUCGUGGCUGUCGGCUUCAAGACCAAGCUGGCCGCGCUGACCCUGGUCGUGUGGCUGUUCGCCAUCAACGUGUACUUCAACGCGUUCUGGACCAUCCCGGUCUACAAGCCCAUGCACGACUUCCUCAAGUACGACUUCUUCCAGACCAUGUCGGUGAUCGGCGGCUUGCUGCUGGUGGUGGCGCUGGGCCCCGGGGGCGUGUCCAUGGACGAGAAGAAGAAAGAGUGGUAACGGAGCCCGGCCCUGGCCAGCCCGGCCGCGAGGACUGUCGGUGGAGUCGAGAAAACUGCCAGCAUUUAUGUCCCCCCUCCCCGGUAAAGGCACAGAUGUUUCGAGGACUAGACUUGCAGACACCGCAGGUGGACGGCGCCGCGCCCCUGGGAGCGGCAGCUGCUGCGUCGGCCGCACUCGCCUCGGUGGGGGCGGGGGACCCUCACGUGUACUGUGAGCAGAUACAUUUUCUGUAUCAUUCCACGCAG
This is a messenger RNA of Condylura cristata (star-nosed mole), 1104 nucleotides long. RefSeq names its product surfeit 4 (gene SURF4). The record is from RefSeq and is a predicted model, not a curated record. The transcript has 5 exons. Bases 176 to 856 code for a protein of 226 amino acids. Gene Ontology annotation, cellular component: endoplasmic reticulum; endoplasmic reticulum-Golgi intermediate compartment; membrane. Gene Ontology annotation, biological process: Golgi organization. NCBI's taxonomy places the organism in Eukaryota, Metazoa, Chordata, Mammalia, Eulipotyphla, Talpidae.